GUCGCGCCGAGGGUGACGCCUGGCGUAGUUGACGUCGUGCUGAGCCUGUCACCCCUGGGGCUUGUUGCAGAGGAGGAGCGGGCGCCAUGGCUGUUCUGCUGGAGACCACCUUGGGCGAUGUCGUCAUCGACUUGUACACGGAGGAGCGGCCGCGCGCUUGCUUGAAUUUCCUGAAGUUGUGCAAAAUAAAAUAUUACAAUUAUUGCCUUAUUCACAAUGUACAGAGGGAUUUUAUCAUACAGACUGGUGAUCCUACAGGGACUGGCCGUGGAGGAGAGUCAGUUUUUGGUCAACUGUAUGGCGAUCAAGCAAGCUUUUUCGAUGCUGAAAAAGUGCCAAGAAUUAAGCACAAGAAGAAGGGCACUGUGUCCAUGGUGAACAAUGGCAGUGAUCAGCAUGGAUCUCAGUUUCUUAUUACAACAGGAGAUAAUCUAGAUUACCUUGAUGGUGUUCAUACAGUGUUUGGUGAAGUGACAGAGGGCAUGGACAUAAUUAAGAAAAUUAAUGAGACCUUUGUUGAUAAGGACUUUGUACCAUAUCAAGAUAUCAGGAUAAAUCAUACAGUGAUUUUAGAUGAUCCAUUUGAUGACCCUCCUGAUCUAUUAAUUCCUGAUCGAUCACCAGAACCUACAAGGGAACAACUAGAUAGUGGUCGAAUAGGAGCAGAUGAAGAAAUUGAUGAUUUCAAAGGAAGAUCGGCUGAAGAAGUAGAAGAAAUAAAGGCAGAAAAAGAGGCCAAAACUCAAGCUAUUCUACUAGAAAUGGUGGGAGAUCUACCUGAUGCAGAUAUUAAACCUCCAGAAAAUGUGCUCUUUGUGUGUAAAUUGAAUCCAGUGACCACAGAUGAAGAUCUGGAGAUAAUAUUCUCAAGAUUUGGGCCAAUAAGAAGUUGUGAAGUUAUCCGGGAUUGGAAGACUGGAGAAUCCCUGUGUUACGCUUUUAUUGAAUUUGAAAAAGAAGAAGAUUGUGAGAAAGCGUUCUUCAAAAUGGACAAUGUACUUAUAGAUGACAGAAGAAUACAUGUGGACUUUAGCCAGUCUGUUGCAAAGGUUAAAUGGAAAGGAAAAGGUGGGAAGUACACCAAGAGUGAUUUCAAGGAGUAUGAAAAGGAACAGGAUAAACCAUGUAAUUUGGUUCUGAAAGAUAAAGUAAAGCCCAAACAGGAUGCAAAAUAUGAUCUUAUACUAGAUGAGGAGGCAGAAGACUCAAAGUCAGGUUACUCACACACAAGUAAGAAACACAAGAAGAAAACCCGCCACUGCUCCGAAGAAAAAGAAGAUGAGGACUAUAUGCCAGUCAAAAAUACAAAUCAGGAUAUCUACAGGGAAAUGGGCUUUGGUCACUAUGAAGAAGAAGAAAGUUGUUGGGAGAAGCAAAAGAGUGAAAAGAGAGACCGACCUCAAAACCGAAGUCGUAGCCGAUCUCGAGAAAGGGAUGGCCACUAUAGUAAUAGUCACAAAUCCAAAUACCAGACAGAUCCUUAUGAAAGAGAAAGGAGUAAAAAGAGAGAACGAAGCAGGAGUCCCAAGAAAUCCAAAGAUAAAGAAAAAUCUAAGUACAGAUGAAAGUUGAAGAAUCAGACAUGAGUGGCUAACAUAUUUGCUCUUGUAUAACUUCGAGUACCAGACGUUCAGAUUUUGUGUCAAAGCAGUUAAAGACACUGCCUGUUAUUUUUUUUUCACAGUAGGAUUAUAGCCCUUUUAGAUUAAUACUGAUUGUACGGGGCACUGAAAGAAAUAAAGAAUUGAACAUUUUCUUUGUAUACUUUUUUACACUAAUUUUAUUGUUAUACAUAAAUAGUAGUCUUCAUUUUUAAAGUCUUUCAUAUUUUUCAGUCUUUAUUUUUAAUGAAGUAUUUCAUGCCUACAAAAAUACACAAACGUGUAUAUAUAGGUAUAAAGAAUAAUAUCUGCCGUGUACCCAUUGGCCAGCUUAGGAAAUGAAUAUUACUGGCAUUUUAAAAUGCCCUCUCCUUCUCAAAUAAUUAUUAUUCUGUAUUUUGUGUUUGUCAUUCUCUUGUUACUAUAGUUUUACAACGUAUGUAUGUAUCCUUAAAUGAAAUGUUUUGUAUGCUUUUGAAUUUUAUAUCAAUGGUAUAAAGUACGUUUACUUCUGUGA
This is a messenger RNA of Delphinapterus leucas (beluga whale), 2118 nucleotides long. RefSeq names its product peptidylprolyl isomerase like 4 (gene PPIL4). Gene Ontology annotation, cellular component: nucleus. NCBI's taxonomy places the organism in Eukaryota, Metazoa, Chordata, Mammalia, Artiodactyla, Monodontidae. Gene Ontology annotation, molecular function: peptidyl-prolyl cis-trans isomerase activity; RNA binding. Gene Ontology annotation, biological process: protein peptidyl-prolyl isomerization. The record is from RefSeq and is a predicted model, not a curated record.